AUAAAUCAAAUCUUCAGUUACAUUUCUUGUUCAAUUCCCCAAAACAGAAAAAAAACUAUGAAUCAAAAAGGUCUGUUACUCAUUUUCUUGUUCCUGUUUUGUUUCUCUUGUUGCCCAUCUAACGCCCGCUUCAUUACCGGCCGUGCAUCCCCAACCGAUCUCGUUUCGGAUGGAAUCUCCACCGUUGAAAACCCACCUUACCUUCUCCUCGAGCCGCUUGUUUCGGCGGAGGAAUCGUGUGAACAGACGUAUGGGUUCUUGCCCUGCACCACCACGGUUUUUGGGAACUUGUUUUUGAUUAUUGUUUAUGGAUACCUUAUGUAUUUAGCAGCUACAUACUUGUCCAAUGGAAGUGAGCUUUUGCUUGAGAUCCUCGGUCCCGGGAUUGUCGGAGGAUUGUUCUUGCCUAUACUGGGAGCUCUUCCCGAUGCAAUGCUUAUUCUUGUAUCUGGACUUUCUGGAACUGCCGAAACUGCUCAAAGUCAGGUCUCCGUAGGAAUGGGGUUGCUAGCUGGGUCAACUGUCAUGCUUCUCACAGUGAUAUGGGGAUCCUGUGUUGUUGUUGGCAGGUGUGAUCUUCGUGAUUCAGUUGCAGUUGAUGGAACAAAUACAAAAGGAUUUAACCCAACAGAGACUGGUGUCAGUACUGAUAUUUGGACUUGCUAUGCUGCAAGGAUAAUGGCUAUAUCGGUUGUCCCAUUUCUUAUUGUUCAACUACCCCAAGCUCUCAAUUCAACUUCCGGAAGACACUUAGCAGUUUUGAUUGCACUUAUCAUAUCACUCUCAAUGUUGGUUUCUUAUUGCGUUUAUCAGGUCUUUCAGCCUUGGAUCCAGAGAAGACGAAUUGCUUUUGUGAAGCACAAACAUGUCAUAGCAGGAAUCUUAAAACACUUGAGAAAGCAUGCUUUAGGAAAGCUUCUUACUGAUGAUGGUGAACCUAAUACAGAGAUUAUAAUAAAGUUGUUUGAGACAAUUGAUGAGAAUCAUGAUGGUGCUCUUUCACUUUCUGAACUGAAAGCAUUGAUUAUAGGAAUACGUUUUGAAGAGAUAGACUUGGAUAAGGAUGAUGCUGUGAAAAAAGUAAUGGCAGAUUUUGAUACCUCCCGUGACUCUUUUGUUCAAGAGGAUGAGUUUGUAAAAGGAAUCACAAAGUGGAUUAACGAGGCAAAGCAAACUGGGGGUGCUUAUCUUGAAUCUAAUUCAGGAACGUUUAAGAUUCUUGAUCGAUUUCACCAGCAAACCAAGAGAGAACAUGAUUUGUUGGGGUCGGAGGAACAAAGUGAUGAGGUUGUUGAGGGUGUUGUAAACCCUAGGUGGAUCUCCUUCAAAGCAGUACUAAUGUUACUGCUAGGUACCAUUAUUGCAGCUGCAUUUGCAGAUCCACUGGUAGAUGCUGUUGAUAAUUUUUCUGAUGCCACAAGUAUUCCAUCUUUCUUCAUCUCAUUUAUUGCAUUGCCAUUGGCUACCAACUCUAGUGAAGCUGUAUCAGCUAUUAUCUUUUCUAGCCGCAAAAAGCAGAGGACUGCAUCGUUAACAUUUUCUGAGCUUUAUGGAGCAGUAACCAUGAAUAACGUCCUCUGCCUGUCAGUUUUCCUGGCACUUGUUUACAUCAGGGGAUUGACAUGGGAUUUCUCAUCUGAAGUGUUGGUUAUUCUUAUUGUUUGCAUCGUGAUGGGUGCCUUUGCCAGUUUCCGCACUACUUUCCCCCUUUGGACAUGCUGGGUUGCUUACAUUCUUUAUCCAUUUUCUUUGGCGCUCGUUUAUGUUCUUGAUUAUGUCUUUGGUUGGUCUUAGGUUCAUGAAUGUGAUCUAGUGUAGGAGAUAAGCAGUUUGUUCUGAGCUUCAUGGUUUUCCCUAUUUAUAAACUACCGAGACUCUUUCCCUUUGACAUUGCCUUUCAGAGAGACUAUUUUGGAUUAUUGUUUUGGUUACCUGGUGAUGUAUUUGUUUUUCGGAGCAAUGUUCCUCAGUUUAUCUAAUAACCAAAGUUUAAAUA
This is a messenger RNA of Durio zibethinus, 1996 nucleotides long. Its product is annotated as sodium/calcium exchanger NCL-like. Gene Ontology annotation, molecular function: calcium:proton antiporter activity; calcium ion binding. Gene Ontology annotation, cellular component: membrane. Gene Ontology annotation, biological process: calcium ion transmembrane transport; intracellular calcium ion homeostasis. Lineage: Eukaryota; Viridiplantae; Streptophyta; Magnoliopsida; Malvales; Malvaceae. The record is from RefSeq and is a predicted model, not a curated record.